AUGGAAAAUUCCAAUAGCACAGCAUUCAAACCAGGUGAAAUCACAGUAGUAUUCGUUCUUGGUGGCCCUGGAUCCGGGAAAGGCACCCAGUCAGUUUUACUAGUUAAAGAUUAUGGAUUCGUUCACCUAUCUGCUGGUGACUUGUUGAGAGAAGAACAGUCGUUUCCUGGUUCUGAAAAUGGGAAACUAAUCUCAGAGUAUAUCAGCGAGGGCAAAAUUGUUCCAGAAAGAAUAAUCAUCGAGUUGCUAUUGAAUUCCAUCCAAAGGAAUUUCGAUAAAGGCAACAAGAAGUUUUUGAUCGAUGGGUUUCCAAGAAAAAUGGACCAGGCUCUAACAUUUGAGAGGAAGAUUGCUGAAUCAAGCUUUAUCUUGUUCUUCGACUGUCCUGAGGAAGUGUUGGAAACGAGGUUGUUGGAAAGAGGCAAGACAAGUGGACGAACAGAUGAUAACCUCGCCAGUAUCAAGAAGAGAUUCAGAGUGUUCGCUGAAACAUCUUUGCCUGUAGUUAAUCAUUAUGAAGCGAAGCAGAAGGUGGUUAGAAUCAGCAGCGAAAAGCCUAUCGACCAGGUCUACAGCGCUGUUAAAGCUGCCCUCGAGGCCAGGUCUUUCUAA
Messenger RNA from Ascoidea rubescens DSM 1968, 612 nucleotides. Its product is annotated as UMP-CMP kinase. Gene Ontology annotation, molecular function: ATP binding; UMP kinase activity. Bases 1 to 612 code for a protein of 203 amino acids. The transcript has a single exon. Gene Ontology annotation, biological process: CDP biosynthetic process; UDP biosynthetic process; 'de novo' pyrimidine nucleobase biosynthetic process. Gene Ontology annotation, cellular component: cytoplasm; nucleus. Lineage: Eukaryota; Fungi; Ascomycota; Saccharomycetes; Ascoideales; Ascoideaceae. The record is from RefSeq and is a predicted model, not a curated record.